AUGACAUGGUCAUGGAUGAGAACUACAGAGAACUCGAUGGAUAUCGAUCAAGAAUCAUUGGAUAUUCAACAAAAAGAGGCUAUGGAUAUUGAUACUGAUGUUGACCUAUCCUACGAUCUCUCAGAGAAUCCACAAAAUGAGAUUUCGCAAUACAAUCCCAGCUUCCUAGCCGCCCCUCAAAACAUAAUUAACGAACUACUUCCUUCCGCUAUAGUUACCAACGCCGAUUUCGCUCGCUUUGUAUACGCACAAUCUGUUCAAGAUCGUAAUAUCUAUACAAGUACAGAAGGACAAUCAGGAUAGCAAAAGGAGCGUAUAGAGGAGUUAAAGGAGGACGUUGCUUUAGCUUUUGAGCGUAAGGCCGAGGUAGAGAGAGAUGAGGCCCAAUAUCUUGAGGAUCCCGACAGUUUUCAGAACUACAGAGCAUUUUGA
Hymenoscyphus albidus is the source of this 432-nucleotide messenger RNA. Lineage: Eukaryota; Fungi; Ascomycota; Leotiomycetes; Helotiales; Helotiaceae. The record is from the annotation of a GenBank genome assembly.